Bubalus bubalis (water buffalo) is the source of this 5509-nucleotide messenger RNA. It is a transcript of the gene STRBP, whose product is annotated as spermatid perinuclear RNA binding protein. NCBI's taxonomy places the organism in Eukaryota, Metazoa, Chordata, Mammalia, Artiodactyla, Bovidae. The transcript has 18 exons. Gene Ontology annotation, molecular function: double-stranded RNA binding; single-stranded RNA binding. The record is from RefSeq and is a predicted model, not a curated record. Gene Ontology annotation, cellular component: precatalytic spliceosome. Bases 330 to 2276 code for a protein of 648 amino acids.
CGCCGCCGCCGCCGAAGCGGAGACCGGAGCCGCGAGCGCCACCAGGGCAGCAGCCGCCGCAGCCGCCGCCGCUGGGCUGAGGAGCCGGAGACGCAGGCUGACGAGGUGGCGGCGGCGGCGGAGCGGGAGCAGGGACCGGGCGCGGGCAGAGCGCGGCGGUGCGGUGUACUCUAGAGAACAAGCCUUCGGAUAUCUUUGCCAUAUUGACUCUGAGCCAUCAGGGGACUCAGGCUUAUGAGGAGGUACUGUCACACAAAGCAGUGUCUAGUGAAGACGACAAGAAAGAGGGGAAAGGAUCGGAAGAAGAAGCUAAAAUACUAUAGAAAACCAUGAGAUCUAUCAGAUCUUUUGCCAAUGAUGAUCGCCAUGUUAUGGUGAAACAUUCGACAAUUUAUCCAUCUCCGGAGGAACUUGAAGCUGUUCAGAAUAUGGUAUCUACUGUUGAGUGUGCUCUUAAACAUGUGUCAGAUUGGCUGGAUGAAACAAGUAAAGGCACAAAAGCAGAGGGUGAGACCGAAGUAAAGAAGGAAGAGGCCGUAGACACCUAUUCCAAGGAUCAAGGUGGUCGGACAUUGUGUGGUGUAAUGAGGAUUGGCCUGGUUGCAAAAGGCUUGCUGAUUAAAGAUGAUAUGGACUUGGAGCUGGUUUUAAUGUGCAAAGACAAACCCACAGAGACCCUGUUAAAUACAGUCAAAGAUAAUCUUCCUGUUCAGAUUCAGAAACUCACAGAAGAGAAAUAUCAAGUGGAACAAUGUGUAGAUGAGGCAUCUAUUAUAAUUCGGAAUACAAAAGAACCCACGCUAACUUUGAAGGUGAUACUUACUUCCCCUCUAAUUAGAGACGAAUUGGAGAAGAAGGACGGAGAAAAAGUUGCGAUGAAAGAUCCUCCGGACUUACUGGACAGGCAGAAAUGCCUGAACGCCUUGGCGUCUCUUCGACAUGCCAAAUGGUUUCAGGCAAGGGCAAAUGGAUUAAAGUCGUGUGUAAUUGUCCUCCGCAUUCUCCGUGAUUUGUGCAACAGAGUCCCCACAUGGGCACCAUUAAAAGGAUGGCCACUAGAGCUUAUAUGUGAAAAGUCUAUAGGUACUUGUAAUAGACCUUUGGGCGCUGGGGAGGCCUUGAGACGAGUAAUGGAGUGUUUGGCAUCUGGAAUUCUACUUCCUGGGGGUCCUGGUCUUCAUGAUCCUUGUGAGCGAGAUCCAACAGAUGCUCUGAGCUAUAUGACCAUCCAGCAAAAAGAAGAUAUUACCCACAGUGCACAGCAUGCACUCAGACUAUCAGCCUUUGGUCAGAUUUAUAAAGUGCUGGAGAUGGACCCCCUUCCAUCUAGUAAGCCUUUUCAGAAAUAUUCCUGGUCAGUUACUGAUAAAGAAGGUGCUGGGUCUUCAGCUCUGAAGAGGCCAUUUGAAGAUGGAUUAGGGGAUGAUAAAGAUCCCAAUAAGAAGAUGAAACGAAACUUAAGGAAAAUUCUGGAUAGUAAAGCAAUAGACCUUAUGAAUGCACUAAUGAGGCUGAAUCAGAUCAGGCCUGGGCUUCAGUAUAAGCUGUUAUCUCAGUCUGGCCCUGUCCAUGCCCCAGUCUUCACAAUGUCUGUAGAUGUGGAUGGUACAACAUAUGAAGCCUCAGGACCAUCCAAGAAAACAGCAAAGCUUCACGUAGCAGUGAAGGUACUGCAGGCAAUGGGAUACCCAACGGGCUUUGAUGCAGAUAUUGAAUGUAUGAGUUCCGAUGAAAAGUCAGAUAACGAAGGCAAAAAUGAAACAGUGUCUUCAAACUCAAGCAAUAAUACUGGAAAUUCUACAACUGAAACCUCCAGUACCUUAGAGGUAAGAACUCAGGGCCCUAUCCUCACAGCAAGUGGCAAAAAUCCUGUAAUGGAGCUCAAUGAAAAAAGAAGAGGUCUCAAGUACGAACUCAUCUCGGAGACUGGUGGAAGCCAUGACAAACGCUUUGUGAUGGAGGUAGAAGUGGAUGGACAAAAAUUCAGAGGUGCAGGUCCCAAUAAGAAAGUGGCAAAGGCAAGUGCAGCCUUAGCUGCCCUGGAGAAGCUGUUUUCUGGACCCAAUGCAGCAAAUAAUAAGAAAAAGAAGAUUAUCCCUCAGGCAAAGGGUGUUGUGAAUACAGCUGUGUCCGCAGCAGUCCAAGCUGUUCGGGGCAGAGGAAGAGGAACUCUAACAAGGGGGGCUUUUGUUGGGGCCACAGCUGCUCCCGGCUACAUAGCUCCAGGCUAUGGAACACCCUAUGGUUACGGCACAGCUGCCCCUGCCUAUGGUUAAUACUUUUAAGCAGUUUUCAGCACGUUUAUCUCACUUUAUUCUCGUUCUCCUCGGACCUUCGUAGCCAUAUCACUUGUAUAAAAUAGGCUGAGAUAUAGUGACUGUAAGCUGUGGUCUCAGUAUACAAAGGUAAGCUCUUUUAUUUUCUGAUUAAAGAGAAAAUUAAAAAUCAAUGAACACAACAUGCAUAUAUGACAAUCAUAUAUGAUGUAUUUGAUCUCUUGGGUCUUCUGUCAUCACAUUACUUUAAAAUUUUUUAUGAUCUAAAUGUAAAAUAGUUAUUUUCAGCAUUUUGUUUUUUAAUAAUACCCUUGUAAUUUGUAUUCAAGAGACAUUUCACUAAGUGUGUGUAUGUGUAUAGAAAUUAUGAUAUAACAUAUAUGCGAAUUACACACACUUAUCUGUUUAAAUAAAAGAAUUUGGUGGUGGGAUGUGUUCACCUAAGAAGAUUUUAACGUCAGGGCACUCUUUCAGCCAAAGUGCUAGAAUUUCAUAAGCAGCGAGAUUGGGAGCAGUGCCGGCAGGACCCAUUUAUGUGUAGCUGCAACAGAAGCUGAGGCUCAAAGUGCCAAUUUCUCGGAGAGUUCUCUGAGAAAGGAAUAUCUCUGAUCUGUGUUGUAUGCCCUAAUACAACAGCAGCAAGAAGCCAUAAAAAAAAGCAAUAGAAAAUGAAAAAACCAAAAUAUUAAGGUAACUAUGGAAAAAUAUGUAAUUGACUGAGUUAAACUAUUUCCAGAACCAAGUAUGUUAAGACUCAGAGUGGUGAAUACCUGGUGUGCAGAGACCAAAUAGAUGUAAGGAAUUCCAUCUUUUCCAGGUUAGAUAGAUGAUUUAUUUCCUACCUAUUCACCAUCAUGGGGUUCAUUUAAAAAAUAUGGUUAGGCCAAAUAUUUUGAAAAGGAUUUGCUUCAUUUAGUGUAUUCCAUAAAUGGAUUUCAUUUGUAUUAGAUGUUCUGUGCUAAGGUUGUAUUUGAUAUAUACAUAUAUAUAUAUAUAUAUAUAGAUUAAAAUGAAGCUUAUGUUUUAUAUUUGUCUCUAAGUAGCAGUUUUCUUUUUCCUACUAACUUUGAAGGUUGCUGGGACAACUUUUUUCCCAUACAGAAUCUGUAUGUAUGUUGAAUGUGGCUUUGGCAUCUGUAAAAGGUUGUAUGAGGCCUAGGUGACUAGUACCAAGAACAUUCCAGUCCUGAACAAGCACCCGAGAGCCCUGUACGUGCCAGGUUCUUCUCUGGAUUCUGGUGACACAGGCUCCACCCACUGGGGACCUUUUAGGUCGGAGGGUGUCUUUCUGGUGGAGUUGGGCCUACUGUAAAUCUCCCAGCUUGGGAGACAACACAUUAGCAGUGUCAGGAGAAAAUUAACUUAGUUAAUAGUUUAUUUAUAAAUUAUUUGAUAAUAUGGGCCCUCUGAUAGCAUUGAAAUGGACAUCAUUUGGAAACUGAUUCAUUUAAAAUAUUUCCCUGACAGUUUUGAGAGCCUGAAACCUACUCUGGUUUAUGUUCAUGCACCUCUAUCCACAUAAAUGAGUGAAAUGAAUAACAAAUAGCCCAGUCCUUUUAAAGCAGUUUUUAUAGUGUAGCAAAGAAUAAUAGUGGUUAAUUUAAGCACUAAUCAUUUUUCAGUGACAAGUGAGGGGAAUUUUACUCUUAUAAUAAAUCAGUCAUUCAUUAUUAUUUCCCUGUCUUGGGUUUCAUUAAUAACUGCAGUGGGAGGUAAAUCUUUAGUAGUGAGAGAGAGGAGUGAACUAAGGAGAUUUGCUCCCCUCUCCCCAAAGUUAGAUUUCUAGCAACCUAGAGUCCUCAUCUGAGAACCAGCCGCCUGCUCUGUGAACGGCCUCCUGAAGUGACUCCUGUUCAGCGUAUGCCCUGCCUGCCUGGUGGUGGUGCUGGGGUGGGGGUGGUCCCUCUGAGGUUGCCCAGAAUAAGAAAGCUUCUGUUGUAUUCAGACUUUUCUCUGUAACCAUCUGAGGCCAUGCCAUUCAGUGACCAGAGACUUCUCAGUGUCACUAGGAGGCCGAGAAGGGAGAUGGGUGGUAAAUGAGUAACCACCUGCAGAGCCAAGAAACUACCUACCACUGUGGUGAGUUCAGUUUUGAUGUGUUCCUCUCUAGCAGCUAUUUACAGAGCUAGUACUUCUUAUGUAAGUUCCUUCCUUUCCUAAUAGCAUCUUCCAGAAAGUCUGUUUUAGUCAAGGAUUGAAGUUGACUUAGUUAUAAGAAUAGAUAUCCUUUUCCACAUUAUCAUUUUAGGUAAGAGCUAACAGCUUCCAUUGAUGCUUGAAGCAGUGAUCUUUGGAGAUUUUUAAAAAUAGCACUGUAAUGCAAAUUAGGUUAUGUAAGCUUUACAGCACAGCUAGAAAUAGGGAAUAGAAACCAUGUGGGACUCUCGGCCAGAGUAUAUUCCUCUCCCUCCAGCGAAUUCCUGUAGGGUCUGGGAAUUAAAUGAGUAAUACACAGAGUUCUUUGAAUGGUACCUGGUACAUAGGAAGUGCUCAGUAAAUGUUGACUGCUUUUACCGUGGUUGGCCAGGCUGUGCUGACAGGGAGUGGAGAAGCAGGUGCGUGGUCCGCUCGGAUGGAACUGUGUGGGUUGCUUCGUGUACGCAGGUUUGGGGUGCUCCCUGGCUUUGGGAAAGGACUCCUAGCAUCUUAGGGUCAAGACAGACCCAGAGCAAACACUUGGUGAGACGUGGUAUGUGAGGUGGCUGCAGGUCCACGCUGGAUAAAGAUGCUUGUGUUUUUGUGUGGUAGUCAGUCACUGGACAGUCUGCUGCCAGGAGUUUGUAAUACUUGCUUUGGGAUUUAGGUGAGCUUGCAACUUCAAAGGGGCUGAGCUUACAAUGUCAGCCAGCUGAUUCCAAGUUCCCUGUCUUAGCAUUAGUAAGAAAAAACUGUGUGACUACAGUUAGCCCCAGAAUCUGACAUUCAGAGCUCACCAUUUAUUUGGCAGGUAGAAACUAAGUUAUCAUAAAGCACAGAAAAGAAAAAGGAGACUGGGAGACAGGCUUAGAAGGCUGUCGACGCAGACGCUUCUCUAAACAGCCUUCUGCGCUUCUCUCUCUACAGUUUCCUGCAGUAUUUUGGGGGUUAAAAAAUCCUGUGCUUAUCACCACAUAAGGCCUCCCUUCUGCCUGUUACACAUCUGUCUCUCUGUCCAUCUACCCAUUUAUCUAUCUGGACACAGCUGGGAAGUUGCUUUUCAGCAAAAAAAAAAAAAAAUGAUAUAUAUAUAUAUA